Mustela lutreola (European mink) is the source of this 1673-nucleotide messenger RNA. It is a transcript of the gene ARLN, whose product is annotated as chromosome 1 C4orf3 homolog. The transcript has 2 exons. Lineage: Eukaryota; Metazoa; Chordata; Mammalia; Carnivora; Mustelidae. Bases 108 to 314 code for a protein of 68 amino acids. The record is from RefSeq and is a predicted model, not a curated record.
GCGCAUGCGUAGGCGGCCAGACUGGGGCGGGUUUAACGCAAGGUGAACGCGGAAGUAGGGUCCUUGUUUUUCUGGCUACUCGGUCUGUGUGGGGUUCCUGGUGCGAGAUGGAGGCGGGCGCAGCUGCGGAAGAUGGUCCGGACGGUCCUCGGGAGCGGCGAGGCUUGGAUGAAGCUGGGAGGCAGCAGCAGAACCACGAAGUGCGAUCUCAAUCCCGGGCCGACCGGUUUCCAAAGCAUUCCUACUGGUUGGAUCUCUGGCUCUUCAUCCUCUUCGAUGUAGUGCUGUUUAUCUUCGUCUAUCUUUUACCAUGAAUGGUUUGCCUGAUGUCUAGAUUAAGAAGUUGACUCCUGGAGUGGAUUCUGAAAAUGACUGCAAACUUCUUGAACAAAGAAGACAGGGUUGUGCAACAGAAUUUCAAACUCGGAGGAACUUUUUUUUUUAUUUUACAUACUCUUGUUACUCCUUUUGGGGACUAUAGUAAGUGGGUAAUGAUCUCACCCAUUCAUAGCUAAGUUCUUAAAAUUACUCUGAUUCAUGUUUAAAAGCUUUUCAAACAUCUGAUGGCUUUAUAGGGGCUGAAUAUUAAAGUAUUUAUACAUAAAGGUUUAGGGUAUUCAUUAAGAAAUAUGGUAAUGUCUUGCCUUUAACAGUUUAAGUGUUAACCCGGGUUUAGUAUGAUGCAAAAAUGUGGUAAAAUAUUAAGAUGAAGUAUUUAAAAAUAAACUACUUAAAAACAAGGGUGAAAAAAAGGAGUUAGAGCUGUACAGAAAAUGCAGGCCCACAGUGUACUGGCUGUAAGUAACAGUUUAAUUUUUAAAUUAAGUGGGCCUCAGUUAACAGUUACCAGAUUGAUAAAGUCCCAGAGAAAGCAUACUAUCCAACUGUGCAUGUCCUCUUACCUGGAUGUCCCCUUCCUUCCUUUUAAGUUCUUGAACUUCCCUAAAAUAGGACUGUGUUUGAAACCCAUUUUUUAUUCUUGUGGUUUUAUAAAGAAUGCUUGCCAAAAUAUGAGGCUUUUUGUUUGUUUUUUAAAUAAUGUCUGUACCUUAAAUACUUCAGCAAAGUCAUUUCAACAAAUAUUUGAGCACUUACUCUGGGCCAGAUGUAGUAGUGAGGAAAAAAGACAAAAAUUUUCAUGGAGCUUGCAUUCUUUUAUUUAUCUAACAGUGUUAGUAAUAAUUUACAUUCUAGGAGUGAUCAGCUAGUGUUUAACAGAAAGGUCACACUUCCAAAGCAGCUACUAAAAGCCCUUCGGAAGCUAUUCCUAUUACAUAACAGAUACUUCUUUAUGUAAUGGAUGUUAGAAAGGGGCUCUUGUUGAAAUUGGUGACAUUUGAUACAUGUGAAUUGCCUAAAUAUUUUGAGGAUAUUCACCUCCCUUAGAAAUAGGGCAUAGAUCUGGUGAACUCUAUACCUUCUCUCUUUUAGAAUGACUUUAGAAUGAAAUCCAGGACUGAUUUUGGAAGAUUUUAGUUGCCAAUUGCCAAGUACAAGGUAACAAUUAUGCAUCCAGGGUAUUGCAUCUACUUGAGAGAGAACCUUUUAUGCAGAGGUUGAUGCAUCAAAAGAAACACAAAAUUGGAAUUUUAUUGAGUAUACCAAACAGUAUGAACUGUUUUUCUGCUGUUUGCUAAUAAUUUUGUCCAAUAAAUGUUUAUUAUGUAGCUAAA